AUGAAAUAUGUAUUUAUUCUUUUAGUAAUUGCAACAUUAUCAAAAGCAAAAGUUUUAUCAAACUCUCCUUGUUUUCCAAAUUAUCAUAUUGAAAAUUUAAAAAAUGUACAGGAUAAGAAUGGACUUGGUUUGUUAUCUCCUGACAUGAAAAUAGUUCAUGACUGUUAUCAAGAUGUUCCUAAUCAAGAAAUGAAUGUUAUGGGUAAUUCUUCACAUACUAAAUGUUAUGUUUCUACUAAAAUGUUUUUUGAACUUUUUCACAAUAAAAAAAUUCCACGUUGUGGUCAAUGUUUAGAACUUCAUAGUGUAAGUCUUAAAACAACUCAUUGUAUUAUUUCUGGUUCAUUUGAAAUAACUAACCCUAUAAAUAAAUAUAUCAAAUAUACAGAUAAAACUAUUGUUGUUGACCCUGCUUUAUUUAUGAUGUUAUCUGGUUUUUAUAAAGAAACUGCUACUGAUGUUUUACCUGCAUCAAUUAAAUUUGUUGACUGUUUGUAUAAAACAUAUCCAGCUGCUGUAUUAACAAAAGUUGAUAAUAACAUAACUGAAUUAGUUUUAUUUAAUACUAAUGUGAUUGUUGAAAGUUUACUUUUUAAGCAGUCAUAUUAUUACGCUGAUACUACAACAACAAAAUUUACUUUAUCAACUCCAACUAAAAAUGGUCAAAUUGAUACUGAUAAAGUAUAUCAAAUAAAAUUAUUCAACUUUAUUGGUACUUCAAUUUUUAUUAAUAUUAAAUUUAUACCUAACAUUAUAUUUAUCUCUUCUACUCCAUUUCCAAUAACUUAUAAUGAAUCAACUUCUUUGUGCUCUUUUAAUCCUCAAACAAAUAUAAUUCUUAAAGAUGGAAGUAUGGGAGAUGUUUCUGAAGAUAUUGCUGAUGAUGAUUUCUUCUCAUGGGAAAUUGGAUAUCAACCAACGGGUGACCCAUUACCUCAUAUUCCAUUAAAAAAGGAUGACCCAUCGUUUAUUUUUGAGAACGACACCGUUGGUUAUUCAAUUAAAUAUCCAGUGCCUAUUAGAAUUAGUGAACAUUAUCACUACGUUACUUUAAUUACUGAGAGUGAUAAUCCUAUCAAUUUAACUUAUCCAAAAAUUUAUUCUUCACAUGGAUAUGAUUUAAAUAAUCUAGAAUCAUUCUCUUGUGGUAGUUUAGCAUUUAAAUAUAGUAUAACUAAACAACCAACAAAUAGAUACAGAUUAGAGUUUCGAAUCAAUUUAAUAUUAUCAAAAUGCCAUGGCUUUUCUAACUUCUAUAUCCUUAGGUUUAAAACUAUAGUUGGAACAAAAAUGACUAUUGUAGAAAAUUAUUGGACCAAUAGAAAUGCUUUGAAUUAUACAGUUUGUAAUAAUUCAUUUGAGUGUGAGAUUGGAGAUGAAUGUGAUCCAACCGAAUCAAAUUUAAAGCCUUUGUCAGACCAAGUACCAAAGAAUUAUACAAAAGGGUGUGCUCCAUUUUGUGGAGUUUGUGCAUUCGGAUAUUCAUGUAAUCAAGCCGCAAAGUGUGUUAAAAAUUCGGUCCAUAAUACAAGGAGUGGAUGUUUAAGUAUCGUCAUUGGUCUUUCUACAAUUCUUUUAAUGUUAAUCUGA
Molecule: messenger RNA, 1590 nt
Organism: Entamoeba dispar SAW760
Lineage: Eukaryota; Evosea; Mastigamoebida; Endamoebidae
Exons: 3
Coding region: 1-1590 (529 amino acids)
Source: RefSeq, a predicted model, not a curated record